Molecule: messenger RNA, 990 nt
Organism: Solenopsis invicta (red fire ant)
Lineage: Eukaryota; Metazoa; Arthropoda; Insecta; Hymenoptera; Formicidae
Product: PITH domain-containing protein 1
Exons: 6
Coding region: 251-844 (197 amino acids)
Cellular component (GO): nucleus
Source: RefSeq, a predicted model, not a curated record
UUACCGACCGGAUGAGUAAACAGGAUGAUGAAGGAGGGGGAGCUUCAAUGUAAAUAGAUUCUUCGGAUAGUUUAAGUCUCAUCGUUCCUAUAUUUCUCCUCGUCUUUAUUCGAUUUUCAACGGCUGACGAAGAUUCCAACACGUGAAGUAUUAUUUUAUUGCAAUUAUUAUGACAAUUAUUAAGAUUAUUUGCUGAAAGCUUAACCUUAGCUUGAUAACGUCUUACAAUAAAAUAUAGGAUCCAUAAAUAAUGGAAGGCUGUGCUUGUGGCGCUUCACAUGAUACAUCAGAAUUAGGAUUCAAUUAUAAUUUAUAUGAAAAAAUAGAUAAAGAUAGUGUACAAUGUUUAAAUGAGCUUGUGGAAGGUACCGGUGCCACAGUCUUCAAACCAUGGGAAGAAAGAUUAGACAGAUCACAUUUUGUUGAAUGUGAUACUGAUCCUGAACUUCUGUUUAACAUUCCUUUUACGGGAGAUGUGAAGUUAAAGGGCCUUAUUGUGGUUAGCGAUGAAGAUGGUUUUCCCGAGCAAGUAAAACUGUAUAAAAACCGGCCACACAUGCUUUUUGAUAACAGACCUAUGACUGGGGACCAGGAAAUAGAUUUAGUUAUAGAUACAUUUGGAAUACAUGAAUAUCCUCUAAGGCCAGUCAAAUUUUCGUCAGUGCAGCAUUUGAGUCUUUACUUCUCUGGUAAUAUGCAUGAUAUGAAAAUUUAUUACAUUGGUCUUAAAGGAGAAUGGACACCAUCUCACAGGCAUGGUGUAACUAUUUGUACAUACGAAGCACGUCCUCUAAUUAGCGAUCAUCCAACAGAUAUUAACGAAAUCAGCAGAAUAAUUAAAUGAUGUGUCUGAGCUUGUUUUUUUGUGAAGUUGGUUUGAUACAGGAAAUGAAUAUUGAGGAUAUUGAGUUAUAAAAUAAUGUAUAUUGUAUUAUGAAAAUUCAAUAUAACUGCAUAAUAUUUUUGAAUAAAGAGCAUAUAAUAAUAAAU